Molecule: messenger RNA, 2094 nt
Organism: Pyrenophora tritici-repentis Pt-1C-BFP
Lineage: Eukaryota; Fungi; Ascomycota; Dothideomycetes; Pleosporales; Pleosporaceae
Source: RefSeq, a predicted model, not a curated record
AUGUCCAUCCUGUGCGCGCCGAAUGCCGUCGUGGGAUGCGCAUGGGGGUUAAUAGCCGAGGAGAUGUUAGGUGGACGAUAUGAUCUGCUACUGGUACAUGGAACGACUGGCCCUCUAUGCGUGCGCUCCACCGACAUUGAGAUGACGAAGUGCAUCGGAAAGAAGAAACGCCAUGCAGCAGGCGCAACGCUUGAUUGGCACGGCGGCGUCAAAGGCCGCUGCGCAGAGGGUACGGAUACUUUGAGCGGAUACAUGUGCGAGUCGACGUGGAUCGACGAAACAUGGGUGAAUCGAGGUCUGGAACGGGACCGGCAAGCGGCAGAAUCGCAGCAGUUGAGCAGCGCAGCCGUUGCGCUGACGGUUGUAGUGGUGCCAAUAGCUCAGUUUUUGGGACGAAACGCUGCUCGCCGCCGGUCAACAAGAUCGAUAAUUCGGAUUGAGACGGCCCUACCCCGCAUCGGCUGUGCUCGAUUCCUUUUUGCUGAGAAUAGCGUGAUUUGCGAGGCUCGAGUCGGUAGCGUGCGCCCAGUUGGUGAGCUGCGCGCUGUAAAGUCGCGUGUGGAGAGCAAAGAGGUCAAGGCCCAAGUACCACAGACGAUCGCCCAGGACACCGCUGCUACGUCACCACCCCAAAGUAUGGCAGCCGCAACUCAAACUGCCCGAACCUCCUCCCCGUCUGCCACCAUGUCCUCUCCCAAGGACAGCAAAAAUAGUCUUCCUCCUACUACCAAGACGGCCGAAGAGUCCGUAAAGUCCGAGUCAUCUCCAAAGGUACAGCCUGCGACGACGGAAGCCGCCAGCAACGCAGAUCCAAAGCCCGCCACGUCAAAUGCCCAGCCGCUGGCACCACCACCCAAGCCCGCGCCCACAACUACUGGCGACACGCCCGAUUAUUUCAACACGGUCCACAAUCCCUUUUCGCUCGAGCCAAACGUCUUUGAGCAGUCAUUCGGCGGCGAAUCUGGAAGCCUACAGACGCCUGGUGGUCGUCCGAUUCUUCCGCCCGUCGCGAACAUUACGUCACCGGCACCGCUGCCGGGCAUCACACCUGGUUGGCAAGGCUUACGCGCAGGCCCCUUGAGCCCUGCUAUGCUUAGCGGCCCGACUGGACAGACAGACUACUUCAGUGAGUCGUUCCGAGGUUUCCCCACGCCUAACGAAUCCUCCCUCCGCACCGGCCUUACUCCUGGCGGCGGCGGUUCCAUGUUCCCUGCGCCUAGCCCCAACUCGCAAGCCAUUUUCAAUCUCCAAGGUGCCGGUGUAACGCCCGGAACUGCCGAUUUCCAGCAAUCUGCCCUGCGUGCUGCAGCCCAGCACCAGGCUAACAACAAGCCCACAUCCAACGCUCCCACAUCUCAACCUGAAGUAGCAACCGCAGGAAUGGAUCGACCAAACAACAACUACCAGCAGGCCCAACAGCCACAGCAUCGUGCACAGAACGACCCAUACUCUAAUCAUGACGUCAGCAGUGCAGCUAAUGACCUCCUCUCUUUUGCGAGCCAGAACGGUGCUGCGCGUAACAACCAGCCACCCUACUCCAUGGCCCCCCAGCAACAAUCAAUGAACGCAGGGCACAUGCCCGUCCAGCCCGUCAGCGCUAACCAUGGUCGUCGUGAUACCAAGGGUUCCAUCAAUAGCGUUCAAUCUGCAGAAACCGGAGACUUCUCAGAGAGCGGCCAGAGUGAGCAAAACAAGACUGGUACACGGGUUGCUGCUCUCAAGUGUCGUCAGCGCAAGAAGCAAUGGCUAGCCAAUUUGCAAGCCAAGGUUGAGCUGUUCAGCACUGAGAACGACGCUCUUUCUGCCACUGUCACUCAGCUUCGCGAGGAGAUUGUUAACCUCAAGACCCUCCUUCUCGCUCACAAAGACUGUCCAGUAUCACAGGCCCAGGGCCUCCAGGGACCUGCUAUGAACAAUUUCCUGGGAAGUGAUAUCAAUCACCAAAACCCAUACGGCAUCGCCCAGAUGCAACCCAAUGGUGUACACAUGAUGCCAAUGCAACAAGGCCAGAUGAUGAACCGGUUCGUAUACCCAUCCCACCCACCCCGACAACACUCUCCCGAGGCACAACAACACGGCCGCUAUCAAUCGUAA